CUUAGGGCGGGCCUUAAGUGGACAACUUGCGAGCCUCCGCCUGUCAUCCUCAAGCCGAUUGUUUGUUGUCAAAAUGGAGUUCUUACUGGGUAAUCCAUACAGCACUCCAGUGGGUCAAUGCAUAGAGAGGGCUACUGACGGAGGCCUACCGCAUGAAGACUGGGCCCUCAACAUGGAGAUCUGUGACAUCAUUAACGAGACAGAUGAGGGGCCAAAAGAUGCCAUACGAGCCCUGAAGAAACGACUUAGUGGCAACAAGAAUUACCGAGAAGUCAUGCUGGCCCUAACGGUUUUGGAGACGUGUGUGAAGAACUGCGGCCAUAGGUUUCACGCUCAGGUGGCGAAUAGAGAUUUUAUCGAUGGCGUUUUGGUCAAAAUCAUCUCGCCCAAAACAAAUCCUCCAACCAUCGUACAGGACAAAGUGCUGUCGCUCAUACAGGCCUGGGCUGAUGCAUUCCGGAGUAGUCCUGAUCUUACCGGGGUGGUCCACAUCUAUGAAGAACUGAAAAGGAAGGGCGUCGAGUUCCCCAUGGCAGACCUGGAUGCAUUGUCCCCCAUCCACACACCACAGCGGGGCACCCCAGAGGUGGACCCGGGGAUGAUCAAGUACCUCGCUCCUGCAGCCACCCCCACCAUCAUCACCACCACCACCUCUGCUUCUUCAUCUCCUAAACCUGCCACAAACUCAUCUGCCACUCACAUCUCUCCACAUGGUGCCAUCACAGCAACCCCCGAACAGAUCAGCAGGUUACGUAGCGAGUUGGACGUAGUGAGAGGGAACAUUAAAGUCUUGUCAGAGAUGCUCACAGAGAUGGUUCCCGGCCAGGAGGAUUCCUCCGAUCUAGAAUUGCUCCAGGAGCUGCACCGGACAUGCAGAGCUAUGCAGCAGAGAGUUGUGGAACUCAUCUCCCGUGUGUCUAACGAGGAAGUGACCGAGGAGCUUCUGCACAUCAACGACGACCUCAACAACAUAUUCCUCCGCUACGAGAGGUACGAGAGAUUCAGGUCGGGAAGGGGAGCUCAGAACAAAGGGAUGUUGACUGAGGCCACAGAUGACAACCUGAUAGACCUUGGUCCAGGCUCCCCUGCUGUGGUCUCACCCAAAAUCACGUCUAGUUCGCCCCCUCACAGUACUGCAGGGGGGGCCACUGCCUCCCCAGCCCAUCGCCCUGGUGCAGCCGCACUCUCCUCUGCAAUGGCAGGCCUUGAUGUGGGCUCUGCCAGUCUACCAAGCCACAAACAAGACGACUUUGACAUGUUUGCCCAGACUAGGAGCAGCUCUCUGGCUGAGCAGCGUAAGAAUGUCAAAUAUGAGGACCCUCAGGCUUUGGGCGGUCUGGCCUCGGCUCUGGACGUCAGACAGCAAAACGCAGGAGGGCUGAGGGUAAAAGGGGAUGAUAACCCAGCAGAUCAGGAGCUGCCCAUAGACAGCUGGCUUAUUACCCAAGGAAUGAUCCCUGUAUCGCAGUCCUCUGUCAUGGAUGACAUAGAGGAGUGGCUCUGUGCUGACGUGAAAGGUGAUGCUGCAGAUGAAGGUGUAACCAGUGAAGAGUUUGACAAGUUCCUAGAAGAGCGAGCAAAGGCGGGAGACUCAUCACCUCCCGGGGCUAGUCCCGCUCAUCCUGCCCACGCCCCCGUGGGAUCUCAGAAGAGGGCGGAACGGACAGAAGAUGCCCUCUUUGCCUUGUAGACCCCCCCCGUCUCAAUCACUCUCUUAGGAGGGGUCUUCUGAAGAUCCUCACCCUCAAUGAUUCCUCCUAAAAACGGUUGUAUUUCAUCAACUAAACAGAGGUCCACCGGUCGUAAGGUAAUACCAUUCGUGGAUGUAUUUAUCUGUUCAUGUGGGAUGUAGUGACGCUUUACAUCUCAUACAGCCUAGUGCUCCACCAAAGGAUCGACGGUUGAUGUAAAAUGCAGCAUCGCUGACACCAUCAUGGGCUAAUUACUAAUGUACGCAUUAAUCGUUUUAAUGGUUUAUUGGUACUAUGCACAGGUGUUGUGCUUAUGGUCAUGCAUUUUCAUUAUUUCCCCCUUCAAGUAUUUCCAGUAUUAUAUUCAAAGUAUUGCAAUGAUUUUAAUACUGAAAUAAGCUUGGAGUUUGACUAGAGACUGAAGUCAUCAAAUUAUAAGCAAUGUAUAAAUACGCUGAGUAUUUCCGCAAAACCUAUAACCAAAGGAAUUCUAAAUAAAAGGAGACAUAAUAUGCCCAUGGAGUACCCUUAGAUAUGUUUAGAAGAGUUACAUUUAACAGCUACAAGUAUUCCAAACAAACUUUUCGUCAUUCCCAACAAUAUUUAGGGCUAUCUUUCAAAAAGUACACUUAAUACGUUGCAGUGCGUUGACGCCUCUGCAUUUUGAAGCAAAAAAAAGUAUUGUUUGUGUUUAUAAGAUGCUUACUAUUUUUCUAGGGAAAGGGAAAUAUUCUUUAAAUACCUUGAUUUUGCACAGCACAUUUUGAAAUACUAGACUACGAUAUAGAGUAGCAAUGACAAGAAAUUCUAAAUGUAUUGAACAAUAUGCUAUUAUUCAAGCAUUGAAUAAACUACAUUCCCAGUGUAUUAUGUUAUCUAUAUACUUCAAAUUACAGAAAUGGGACUUUCUGUACUAAAAAAAAGUGAAUUGUAACAUCCUGAAAGAAGGGAGAUGUGUAUUAGACAAACUUUAUUGAUACACAACGGAAAUUGUUCAAAUUAUUACGUGUUCCUCCGUUUUUAAGAAAAUACAACAAAAUAUGUGUGUCGGGUUCAAACACUGAUGACAUCUAUUAAACAAGACAAGAAGCAAAGAAUCAAACCGAGACAUAAUUCAAUUUGGACUCAAUAUUGAGGAGAGUCGUCUUUACACUGUACCCUCGUACAGUAUCUUAGCACGCUCUGCCAAAAGUUUGCAUGCCUCAUUGUUUUAUUUUGGACCCUCCCCGACCACCUGGCCACCGCUGUUUCCAAAGGACAAAGGUUGCAAAAAACUUCACAGAAAAGGUCGUAAACAAUUCACAGAAAAGGUCAGCUCAAAAAGAGUUCGUAAAAUACUUCAAAAAGAGGUCCAUAAAGUAGUUCAAAAAGAGUUUGUCUGGAAAUUGGGCAGAUCCUGCUUUGAAGUCCUUGGUUUAGAACAGGGGUCACCAACCUUUUUGAAACCAAGAGCUACUUCUUGGGUACUGAUUAAUGCGAAGGGCUACCAGUUUGAUACACACUUAAAUAAAUUGCCAGAAAUAGCCAAUUUGCUCAAUAUACCUUUAACUCUAUGUUAUUAUUAAUAAUUAAUGAUAUUUACACUUAAUUGAACGGUUUAAAAGAGGAGAAAACACGAAAAAAAUGACAAUUACAUUUUGAAACAUAGUUUAUCUUCAAUUUCGACUCUUUAAAAUUCAAAAUUCAACCGAAAAAAAGAAGAGAAAAACUAGCUAAUUCGAAUCUUUUUUAAAAAAUUUAAAAAAUAAUUUAUGGAACAUCAUUAGUAAUUUUUCCUGAUUAAGGUUAAUUUUAUCAUUUUGAUGACAUGUUUUAAAUAGGUUAAAAUCCAAUCCACACUUUGUUAGAAUAUAUAACAAAUUGGACCAAGCUAUAUUUCUAACAAAGACAAAUCAUUAUUUCUUCUAGAUUUUCCAGAACAAAAAUUUUAAAAGAAAUUCAAAAGGCUUUGAAAUAAGAUUUAAAUUUGAUUCUACAGAUUUUCUAGAUUUGCCAGAAUAAUUUUUUUGAAUUUUAAUCAUAAUAAGUUUGAAGAAAUAUUUCACAAAUAUUCUUCGUCGAAAAAACAGAAGCUAAAAUGAAGAAUUAAAUUAAAAUGUAUUUAUUAUUCUUUACAAUAAAAAAAAAAUACUUGAACAUUGAUUUAAAUUGUCAGGAAAGAAGAGGAAGGAAUUUAAAAGGUAAAAAGGUAUAUGUGUUUAAAAAUCCUAAAAUCAUUUUUAAGGUUGUAUUUUUUCUCUAAAAUUGUCUUUCUGAAAGUUAUAAGAAGCAAAGUAAAAAAAUUAAUGAAUUUAUUUAAACAAGUGAAGACCAAGUCUUUAAAAUAUUUUCUUGGAUUUUCAAAUUCUAUUUGAGUUUUGUCUCUCUUAGAAUUAAAAAUGUCGAGCAAAGCGAGACCAGCUUGCUAGUAAAUAAAUAAAACUUAAAAAAUAGAGGCAGCUCAUUGGUAAGUGCUGCUAUUUGAGCUAUUUUUAGAACAGGCCAGCGGGCUACUCAUCUGGUCCUUACGGGCUACCUGGUGCCCGCGGGCACCGCGUUGGUGACCCCUGGUUUAGAACAAUAUCUUUCUGUUGAUUACCAUACAUGAAAGAAAACAGAAAACCCUUCAUGUGGCUUUCCCCCUUUACACAGUGGAGUUUUACAAGCCUUCUUCUUGGUAGGUUUCAAAGACAGCUUUUGGUCUUCUUGCUUGGAACUCAUUUCAACACAAAGUAUUUUGUGAUAACUUACAAACAAUUACUCUAACAAUGUGUACAUGCCAUUAUUUAAUGUUAUGAUGACUGAUUUCAAACAGAGCAGAUCCGACUGAAAAGAAUGUCUUGGAUAUUCCUCAGACCCAAAAAUUCAAUCCCGCUUGAAGUCCAGCCCUUUCGACCCUCUCUGGUUUCUUCUGAUUUUGCUUUUCAUGUGGAAAAUAUGUUCAUGAUUUUUGCAGCUUGAGACCAAAACGUGUAAAAACACUAAUUUGCCUACCUACAGUAAUAAGUAUCAGUAGAUGUAUUUAACUAAUGAAUUUUCAUUGAGCUUUAACUUGAGAGCAACUUAUAAUAUUAACAUGUUACUAUACAGGCUAAAGAAUAACUAAACGACAACUUCUGUUGUCUUAAUGUACGACAUUUCUGGACCGUAUAGUAACAGGCAUGUGUUGAUCGCAGCAUGGAGUUCCGUCAGUAAAUAUGCUUGAAAAAACAGACAAAGCAGAACAUUACAAACUGUUCAUGUUUGUGGACGUCCCGUUUCUGUUUGCUGCCAUUGCUGAUUGUCAGGUCUUUGUGACUUUAUGCACCUACAGUAUGUAUAACUGCCCAAUUAAAACACUAGCAAUGUGA
Messenger RNA from Entelurus aequoreus (snake pipefish), 5020 nucleotides. RefSeq names its product TOM1-like protein 2 (gene tom1l2a). The record is from RefSeq and is a predicted model, not a curated record. Bases 74 to 1690 code for a protein of 538 amino acids. Gene Ontology annotation, biological process: signal transduction. The transcript has 16 exons. NCBI's taxonomy places the organism in Eukaryota, Metazoa, Chordata, Actinopteri, Syngnathiformes, Syngnathidae. Gene Ontology annotation, cellular component: membrane; endosome. Gene Ontology annotation, molecular function: ubiquitin binding; clathrin binding; phosphatidylinositol binding.